CUGCAGCAGCAGAAGUUGCUCCUCGGCUCCGGGACUCAACAGUCUCUCAACUUUCAAACCAAUCCGUUACAUUUGGACCUGGCGGCUGAAGCGGCGGGAUGGAGCCCGACACGACAUCACCGGAUGCAGCCGAAGAACUCAGAGACGUUCGGAUCAAGACGGAGCCUGAUGGAGACGUGGAGAUCCAAUCAUAUCCCAUCCUCAAGAAGCUGUCUGUCAAACUGACCGACUGCAGGGUGUGGCUGGAGGGGCGGGACUUCCUGUCUUUGGACGAUCACCCUUACCUCUGUGACCAGAGUCCGAGGCAGGUCCGGCCCACAAACACUGGCAGGAAGAUGGUCUACUGCUCUGAGUGUAAGAAAGGUUUCUACAAGAGGUCUCACCUGGAGGCUCACCUGAGGAUCCACCGAGGACUGAAACCCAACGAGUGCUGGCAGUGCGGGAAGACCUACCCGACCCUGAUGAGCCUCGUCAUCCACCAGCAGAUCCACGACCGCAAGGAGCCUUACCGGUGCUCGUACUGCGACAAGACCUUUGCUCUGAAGAGGGACUGGAAGACCCACCAUAGGACGCACUCUGGGACCAAACCCUUCAAGUGCUGGUUCUGCGGGGACGGCUUCGAUGAGCAGGACGAGCUCACCGAGCACCUCGAGGCGCACAAGGGGGAGAAGUGCUACCACUGCAAAGUCUGCGACAAGAUGUUCGUCUCCUACCAGGGCUUCAACUUUCACCGAAAGUCGCACAGGAACCAGAAGCUGCUGCCCUGCCCUAAGUGCAUGAAGACCUUCAGCAACCCCCAGAGUCUGAAGCUCCACCAGGUGACUCACUCCAACAGGAAGCCGCAUAAAUGUCCCACCUGCGGCAAAGGCUUCAAGCUGCAGAGCGGCCUGCACUGCCACCAGAGGACCCACGAGGACGUGAAGGACUACCACUGCACCGAGUGCGGCAAGUGUUUCUCCAGCCUGCAGGGUCUGAAGCUGCACAACCGCACCCACACCGGACUGAAGCCCUACAAGUGCACUGAGUGCGGGAAGAGGUUCACCCAGUCCCCCCACCUCAAGUCGCACAUGGUCACCCACACUGGAGAGCGGCCGUUCCUCUGCACCACCUGCGGCAAGAGGUUCACCCAGUCGUCCCACCUGAGGUCCCACAUCACGCUGUUCCACGUGGGCGAGAAGCCGUUCACCUGUGACGACUGCGGGAAGAGCUUCACCAUCGCCCACUACCUGAAGAUGCACCGGCUGAGUCACACCAAGGAGAAGCUGUACCAGUGCUCGUACUGCGAGAAGUCCUUCUCCUACCACAACUCCUGGAGGGCCCAUGAGAGGAUCCACACCGGCGAGCGUCCGUUCAGCUGCCAGGACUGCGGCCAGAGCUUCAUCACGUCAGGGUCGCUGCUGAGCCACCAGAGGUCCAAACACACUGGAGAGAAGAGCCACUACUGCAUCACCUGCGGAGAAUUCUUCUUCACCAGCUCGCUGCUGCGGGUCCACCAGCUCGACCACACCGGAGAGCGGCCGCACGCUUGCAGCUGCGGCAAGACCUUCAAAACCAAAGGGGUGCUGCGCUACCACCUGAAGAGGUUCACCGACCACCGGCCAGCCCAGUGA
Molecule: messenger RNA, 1610 nt
Organism: Seriola dumerili (greater amberjack)
Lineage: Eukaryota; Metazoa; Chordata; Actinopteri; Carangiformes; Carangidae
Product: zinc finger protein 664-like
Exons: 3
Coding region: 99-1610 (503 amino acids)
Biological process (GO): regulation of transcription by RNA polymerase II
Molecular function (GO): DNA-binding transcription factor activity; RNA polymerase II cis-regulatory region sequence-specific DNA binding
Source: RefSeq, a predicted model, not a curated record